AUGGCCAGAACAAAGCAAACCGCUCGUAAGUCUACCGGAGGAAAAGCUCCCAGGAAGCAGCUGGCCACAAAGGCUGCCCGCAAGAGCGCCCCGGCUACCGGUGGCGUCAAGAAGCCUCACCGCUACAGGCCCGGCACCGUAGCCCUGAGAGAGAUCCGUCGUUACCAGAAGUCCACUGAGCUGCUCAUUCGCAAGCUGCCCUUCCAGCGCCUGGUCAGGGAGAUCGCUCAGGACUUCAAGACGGACCUGCGCUUCCAGAGCUCGGCUGUCAUGGCGCUGCAGGAGGCCAGCGAGGCUUACUUGGUCGGCCUGUUCGAGGACACUAACCUGUGUGCCAUCCACGCCAAGAGAGUCACCAUUAUGCCCAAAGACAUCCAGCUGGCUCGCCGUAUUCGCGGGGAGCGCGCUUAAGCGACCACCUCUUGCUGCAU
Dunckerocampus dactyliophorus (ringed pipefish) is the source of this 431-nucleotide messenger RNA. RefSeq names its product histone H3. Gene Ontology annotation, molecular function: structural constituent of chromatin; DNA binding; protein heterodimerization activity. The record is from RefSeq and is a predicted model, not a curated record. Lineage: Eukaryota; Metazoa; Chordata; Actinopteri; Syngnathiformes; Syngnathidae. Bases 1 to 411 code for a protein of 136 amino acids. Gene Ontology annotation, cellular component: nucleosome. The transcript has a single exon.